Molecule: messenger RNA, 547 nt
Organism: Sus scrofa (pig)
Lineage: Eukaryota; Metazoa; Chordata; Mammalia; Artiodactyla; Suidae
Product: Golgi phosphoprotein 3
Biological process (GO): retrograde vesicle-mediated transport, Golgi to endoplasmic reticulum; Golgi vesicle budding; Golgi organization
Cellular component (GO): trans-Golgi network; Golgi cisterna; cytosol
Molecular function (GO): phosphatidylinositol-4-phosphate binding
Source: RefSeq, a predicted model, not a curated record
AUGACUAAGGAAGAGAAGCAGAAAGACACAAGAUACCCCUUGGAUGCUGUCAGAAUGUGCAGGAACUGUUAUUUAUGGGCUGCAGUGUGGGAACAGUUAGCUAAAAAUCUGGUGAAGAUUGUACUGACAACAGAGAAACAGAACUUCCUGCUGUUUGACAUGACGACACAUCCCCUCACCAAUAACAACAUUAAGCAGCGCCUCAUCAAGAAGGUACAGGAAGCCGUUCUCGACAAAUGGGUGAACGACCCUCACCGCAUGGACAAGCGCCUGCUGGCCCUCAUCUACCUGGCCCACGCCUCGGAUGUCCUGGAGAACGCCUUCGCUCCCCUGCUGGACGAGCAGUACGAUUUAGCCACCAAGCGGGUGCGGCAGCUCCUGGACCUGGAUCCUGAAGUGGAGUGUCUGAAGGCCAGCACCAACGAGGUGCUAUGGGCGGUGGUGGCCGCCUUCACCAAGUGACUCAGCCCCGAGCCAGGCGCUGUCCUUUCUCUCGUGUGAGCCAGUAGUUUUUCUUCUAUGGACUUCUGGUUUUCUGCAGUUUGUC